UUUUCUAUAUAUUUAACGGUAUGUUUGGAGUUGUUCAAUAAUCACAGAAGCGUUUGUUUGUAGAACAGAAAGAACAAGCAAAAAAAAAAAAUGGCAAUUCAGAUUCCUAGAGUGAAACUUGGAUCUCAAGGAUUUGAGGUUUCAAAGCUGGGAUUUGGGUGUAUGGGUCUUUCAGGUCACAACGUGUCAGUGUCAGAUGAAGUUGGCAUAGCUAUCAUUAAGCAUGCAUUCGAAAGAGGGAUCACUCACUUCGAUACAGCUGACUUUUAUGGACCCAAAACUAACGAAAUUCUGGUUGGAAAGGCAUUGAAGCAUCUGCCACGAGAGAAGGUACAAUUGGCUACAAAAUUCGGCGUCGAGAGCAUGGGUCCAGGUGGUCCGGUUAUCAAUGGCACUCCUGCAUUUGUUCGUUCUUCUCUUGAGGCUAGCCUUCAACGCCUUGACGUGGAUUACAUUGAUCUUUACUAUAUUAUCAGAAUUGACACCAAGACUCCUAUAGAGGAUACCAUGGAAGAACUGAAGCAGUUGGUGGAAGAGGGAAAAAUAAAGUACAUUGGUAUCUCUGAAGCUAGCCCCGAAACUAUAAGGAGGGCACACGCUGUUCAUCCCCUUACUGCCGUACAAAUCGAGUGGUCGCUCUGGACUCGUGAUGCUGAGGAAGAAAUAAUUCCCCUUUGCAGGGAACUUGGGAUUGGGAUUGUUCCAUAUAGUCCCCUUGGUCGUGGUUUCUUUGCCGGUAAAGCAAAGGGGGAUGUUGGUAGUUUUCUGGGACUGUUUCCUAGGUUUCAAGGAGAAAACUUGGAGAAAAAUAGGAUCCUAUAUUCGAAAGUAGAGAAGUUGGCUGAAAAUUAUGGAUGUACACCGGCACAACUUGCACUUUCCUGGGUUCUUCAUCAAGGGGAUGAUGUUGCCCCUAUUCCUGGAACAACCAAGAUAAAAAAUCUAGAUAGCAACAUUGAAUCAGUGAAAGUAAAGCUGACAAAAGAAGAUUUGAAAGAAAUUUCAGAUGUGAUCCCAAUCCAUGAGGUUGCAGGUGGUAGUUAUCCUGAUGCUUUAAAGAAAUUCUCUUGGAGAUAUGGCAAUACACCACCAAAGAAGAGCACCUAGGUUUUAAAACAAAGUUUCAUGGAGGGGUUCAGUGAAAGUUGAAGCCUCCAUUACCCAAAAAAAGAAUUUGUGAUGUUGUUGUGUCAUACUUUGUAUCGUGUUUUAAUUUCUUUUACGGUGUUCGAAAUAAUCAAGUCCAAGUUUCUAUUUUCUUUACUUGGAUGAAUAAAGUAAUUUUACCUGUUGUUUAGUAAGUGUAUGUUGUUAUUGUUCUAAUACAAUUCUUAAUCUCUUCUUUUUCUCUCA
Molecule: messenger RNA, 1353 nt
Organism: Gossypium raimondii (Peruvian cotton)
Lineage: Eukaryota; Viridiplantae; Streptophyta; Magnoliopsida; Malvales; Malvaceae
Product: probable aldo-keto reductase 1
Exons: 7
Coding region: 91-1107 (338 amino acids)
Cellular component (GO): cytoplasm
Source: RefSeq, a predicted model, not a curated record